CCGAGGCUGAGCCUCGCUCCCGGCUGAGUUCCCGCCGGCCAGCCGCAAUCCCGAGCCCGAGCCGCCGGCUGCGCGCCCCGUGCCCGGCGCGUUUUCAUGCAGCAGCUCCGAGCCGUGGCUGCUCGGCGUCUCUGCUCGCUGGGACGCGCCCCGACGGCUUCCCGAGACGCUCGUGGACGCCGCUUCCCCACUGCCUCCCACAGCUGGCGCUAGCCCGGGGCCCCACGUCCCUGCCGGCCCGGGGGGGAAGGGGGUGUUCCGGGCCGGGGGCAGCCCAGCUGAGGCAGGAUGUUCACGUCCAAGUCCAACUCUGUGUCACCCUCGCCUUCCCUGGAGCAGACUGACGCGGACGCGCUGGACAUCAGCACCAAAGUGCAGCUCUACGGGGUGCUGUGGAAGCGGCCCUUCGGGAGGCCGUCGGCCAAGUGGUCCCGGCGGUUUUUCAUCAUCAAAGAGAGCUUUCUGCUUUACUACUCUGAGAGCGAAAGAAAGAGCUUUGAAACCAAUAAAUACUUCAAUAUACAUCCUAAGGGCGUCAUCCCUCUGGGGGGCUGCCUGGUGGAGGCCAAGGAAGAGCCCAGCAUGCCCUACGCCAUGAAGAUCUCCCACCAGGACUUCCACGGGAACGUCUUGCUGGCUGCCGAGUCUGAGUUCGAGCAGACCCAGUGGUUGGAGAUGCUGCAGGAGUCUGGGAAGGUGACCUGGAAGAAUGCCCAGCUGGGAGAAGCCAUGAUCAAAAGCCUGGAGGCCCAGGGGCUGCAGUUGGCUAAGGAAAAGCAGGAGUAUUUAGACAAACUGAUGGAGGAGACGGAAGAGCUGUGCCUUCAGCGGGAGCAGAGAGAGGAGCUUGAGCGCCUUAACCAGGUGCUGGAGGCUGAGAAGCAGCAAUUUGAGGAGGUGGUGCAGGAGCUGAGAAUGGAGCAGGAGCAGAUCAAGAGGGAGCUGGAACUGACUGCAAGAUGCCUCAAGGGUGUGGAACAAGAGAAAAAGGAACUGAGGCACCUCACAGAGUCCCUGCAGCAGACGCUGGAGGAACUCUCCAUAGAGAAGAAGAAGACCCUGGAGAUGCUGGAAGAGAAUGAGAACCAGCUGCAGACAUUGGCCAAUCAGAGUGAGCAGCCCUCUCCCAGUGGGGGUCUCCAUAGCAACCUCAGGCAGAUCGAGGAGAAGAUGCAACAGCUCUUGGAGGAGAAGCUCCUGGCCGAGAAGCGGAUGAAGGAGAACGAGGAGCGCUCCCGGGCCCUGGAGGAGGAGCGUGAGUUCUACUCGAGCCAGUCCCAGGCGCUGCAGAACUCGCUGCAGGAGCUGACUGCAGAGAAGCAGCAGGCUGAGCGGGAGCUCAAGGCUGAGGUCAAGAUCCGCAUGGACCUGGAGAGGCGCCUGCGGGAGGCAGAGGGGGCCUUGCGGAGCCUGGAACAAGGGCUCAACUCCAAGGUGCGGAAUAAGGAGAAGGAGGAGAGGAUGCGGGCUGAUGUCAGCCAUCUGAAAAGGUUCUUUGAGGAGUGCAUCCGGAACGCCGAGCUGGAGGCCAAGAUGCCGGUCAUCAUGAAGAACUCGGUGUACAUCCACAAGGCGGCCACUCGCCGCAUCAAGAGCUGCCGCUUCCACCGGCGCCGGUCCAGCACCUCCUGGAACGACAUGAAGCCAUCCCAGUCCUUCAUGACCUCCCAGCUGGAAGCCAACAAUAUGGAGGAGCUGAAAGAGGUGGCCAAACGGCUCAGCAGGGACCAGCGCUUCCGGGAAUCCGUCUACCACUUCAUGGCCGCCCAGCCUGGAGCCCCCUCAGCGCUUUCCCGGGGUGCAAAGUGAUGGCUGCUCCCCUGCCUCCCGAUCGUUCUUCUGGGCCCAGGGCCAAGGGUCGGGAAGGGGCAGCAGAGGGAAGCCCAACUCUACCUGGCCCCUCUCCUUUGGGAGGCCCCUGGGGGUCAGCCUCACCCCUAAGGGACAGGGACGCCCUCCCUCACCCCCACCCCAACCCUACCCUUGGGUCUAUGCCAGGUCCCUGCGAGGUGAGGACAAGGCCUAGCUGUACCUGGAGAUAUUUGUUGGUCAGGGGGUGGGCAGGGGAGAGGCUGUCUACCCUGUGUGAACAGGCAGGGCCUGCCCUGCUGGGCGGAGACUGCAGCCCUCUCUGGUGCCCACCACACUUCUCUGUGACUCUGCCACCCUGGUCCUGUGUCACCCUGUGACACUGCCCCUGGUCCUUGUGUAUAAAGGCCUGACCUCCCCACCUGGACACUCCCUUUCCCCCGGGUUCCCUGACUGUCUGCUCUUGACACCCAGCCAGACAGCCCUCAGCCGAGGCCCCUCACUCAUACCACAUGGUGGAGUAGGGAAGAAAGGGACCUGGGACAGCAGCCUCUGGGCUUGUGGCACACACACACUUGACACAGAACUGCUUUUCCUAAGGCUGGGCCCUGGCUGUGGGGCCACCUGCUGCUGUCCCUGCCCCUCAGGUGGGCUCACCCACAUGCAGCCUCAACAUCCUGUGAGGGUGGUGUGAUCCCACUGGUAUCCCUCCUGCAUACACACCUAGGCCCUGGGCCCUGGCUGGGAACUGGAACCAGCAAGGCCAAGAGUGAAAGAAAGUGGCUCUGGCUCCUGCAUCCCCUACUCCUGGUGGGGCAGGGAGGCGGUGCCCAUGUGGCUGAGAGAUCACAGAUGUCUCCCUGCCAGCUUCGGUGGCCUUGCUGCCUCCUCUCCCUAAGAGGCUUUGCCCAGUGAGGCAAUGUGAUCAUGCACCCUGCAGAUGGGGGGCCCGGGCUGCGAUGAGGCCAGAAGCCAGUGGUCAGCUCUGGUCAUUAGGUCUGCAGGUUUCAGGAGGUGGGUGGAGGGCUAUGGCGCUUGCCCCUCACCCACAGUCUGCCCUGCCCUUCUCCUUACAGGCCCACCCUGAAAGCUGCCUGAGUCUGUUGGCCUUUUCAAAAAAAGGGAUCUACCUGGGAUCAGGGUGCCCUAGGGCACGUGUUAUUAAAGGUGCUGAUUCUCUAUUGCUUGGAAAACCAAGAUGUUCUGAGAGAUGGACAGGUGGCUGCAGGACAAAGCCCAGCCUGUUCUGUGGGAAGAGGAAUGCUGCUGCCUUGGAGAAUACGUGCACGUCUGCUGCCAGGCUAGCCACGUCCAGGCUGGCUGACCUGCUCUGUGCUCAGGGCUGCCUGGUGAAACUUACCUCCAUGGUCCUCCCCCCAGGAGCGGGUGGACUUUGAUGGCUUCAUCCAGCCUUUGCAGAAUCUAGCUGGAGUCAGGGGUGAGGCACUUUAGAAUCAAUGCAUUUGAAAGGGCUGAGUCUAAAUGUAAAAGCUUUAAACAUAUAUAAACCUGCAUAAACCUGGAACUUGUUUAUCUAAUAUGUAUGACAGAUGAACUUUGAAAUGAGGUGGAAGAUUUAUAAAAACCAAGAUUACUGUUUUUGUUUUUUUUAAAGAAUUAAAUUGAUAAUGGCUUGCUCUUGGAGAAAGAUCUUUUGGAACUUUUCAAAAGCAUUUGUUUUUCCUGGGCAAGCCAUUCAUCAGAAAGAAAAGUACUAGUCUUAGUCCAUUUUGUGCCACUAUAACAAAAUACCUGAGACUGGGUGAUUAUAAAGAACAGAAACUGGUUCACAGUUUUGGAGGCUGGGAAGUCCAAUGUCAAGGUGCCCGCAUCUUGCAGGGGCCUUCUUGCUGCUCUUGCUGCAUCCUCCCAGGGCUGAAGGGCAAAGAGAGGGCAAGAGAGAGGAGCCAAACUCAUCCUUUCGUAACUAACCCACUCCCUCAAUAAUUAAUCUACUCAGAGCCCUCGUGGCCCAAUUACCUCUUAAACGUCCCACCUCUUAAUACUGGUACAAUGGCCAUUAAAUUUCCACAUGAGCUUGGCCGGGGACAGACAUUCACACCACAGCAGUGCUUUUCCAAGCACAUUCACCAAUCCCUAGUUCCUUUCCUUCUGAUCUCACCUUGUACUUUCCAUGCCUCAGGCAAGCCUGGUUCCAUUCAGCCAACGGAACAGUCCCUAACUGUUUAUUUGGUAAAAGCUUACUAUCCCUAGCACUGUAAAUAGGAAAAGGGCAACACCUCUAUAUGAAGCGAUGUAGGGGUGGAGAUUGCUCAGUGGCAAUAUAUUGAUCUGAUUCGUUUUUUAUUUUUUAAAAACAAACCUCUUAGUCCUUGGCCAAUUAAAUGUGUUUCCUGCAGUA
This is a messenger RNA of Lemur catta (Ring-tailed lemur), 4171 nucleotides long. RefSeq names its product pleckstrin homology and coiled-coil domain containing D1 (gene PLEKHD1). The record is from RefSeq and is a predicted model, not a curated record. Lineage: Eukaryota; Metazoa; Chordata; Mammalia; Primates; Lemuridae. Bases 289 to 1809 code for a protein of 506 amino acids. The transcript has 13 exons.